GGAAGUCUUCAUUCCUUGCUGCUGCUGUUAUCGGGCAAAAGUUUGGGUGGUUAAGCUUAUGCGAUGUUUGACAAGAUGAAGUCUUCCAGAAUAACUUUUAUUGCUUGGCUGCUCGUGUGCCUUUGGGAUCAAUCAGCCGGUUACCCAAAUGGGAAAGUAUCCGAAUCCUGUGACUCUAUGUUGCCUCUUCAUGGAAGGUCGCCUCAGAAAUUUCCCAAGCACACCAUUGAAGUGAAUGUGACCGAAUUUAAGCCAGGAGAUCACGUGAAAGUCAGUUUUUCUGGGCCCACAUUUCAAGGCUUUUUGCUAGAAGCUCGCAAUGCUGACCGCUUGGAUGACCCACCCAUUGGUUCUUUUGCAUUAGCUGAUCGGAGACGAUCUCAGCUCCUUAGAUGUGGACGUGUAAAGAACUCAGCUGUUAGUCACACCAGUAAAUCUAAGAAAAACCAUAUGGAUGCUUAUUGGAUUGCUCCUAGCGAUGCGCCAAAGAAAGUACAAUUUCUACUCACAAUUGUACAAAAAUACAUUAUCUACUGGGUAAAAAUCCCUGGUCCUAAGAUUUCUCAACCAGGUAUACUUCCUUUCACAACAAUAAUGUCUACUAAUUGGACCAUUCCAGCAUCCUUGCCUGUCUCUUCCCUAAGCCAACCAUUCAAUUCUUCAGAUUGCGGAGAUCACAAGUUCUGUGUGAGAAAUCCAACACGUUGUGACCCUAAAGCCAACAAUUGCUUCUUUCUCUCCUUCAAGCAAGAUAAUGACUCAGUAUGGUUUGAAAUGAGUGGUCCCAGUGAAGGCUAUAUUGCCUUUGCCUUAUCUCAUGAUCAAUGGAUGGGUGGUGGUGAUGAUGCAUAUUUUUGCAUUAGUGAAGUUUAUUCUGUUAACAUGAGGACAGCUGCCCUGGUUGGGCGAUCUUAUCCAGAAUUUAACUCGAAGAAUGCUUUGGAGAAUAUAACUUGGAAACUGGCUGAUGGCCUUAUCCAGUGUGCUUUCAGAAGAAAAAUUCACCUCCCAGCUUCUACAGGAAGAUAUAAUCUGGAUGCAAACUAUUACAUAUUUCUGGCUGAUGGUGAAAUCAGUACAGAAGGUGAAAUCUACAAACACCAACAACAGCCUCUGAUCACAAAUGGAAAAUACAACAUUCUCGGUCCAUUAAAAGAUAUUGGAGGAUCCCGCUCUCCAUUCCUGAUCAAAAUGCAUGGUGCCCUAAUGUUUGUUGGAUGGAUAACCGCAGUUAGCAUAGGGGUGAUUGUUGCCCGGUUUUUCAAGUCUGUCUGGCCUCAUACUCUACUGUUUGGAGAAGAGAUUUGGUUUCAGAUCCAUCGUUCCUUGAUGAUGAUAACAGUAUUGGUCACAAGCAUAUCUUUUGUUCUUCCUUUUAUAUAUCGAGGAGGCUGGAAUAAACAAGCAGGUUUUCACUCCUAUUUUGGCUCCACUGUGAUGGCUCUGGCACUUUUUCAGCCUCUUAUGGCAGCGUUCAGACCCCCCCAACAAGCACCAAGAAGGCAGAUUUUCAGCUGGUUACACUGGAGCGCUGGCACAACUGCUAGAAUAUUAGCCGUGGUAACAAUGUUCCUGGGAAUGGACUUGCCAGCUCUCAACCUUCCUCCUUGGGAUACGUACGCAAUGAUUGGAUUUGUAGCUUGGCAUGUUGGAAUUGAUGUGCUUCUGGAGUUACAUGGCUACUGCCUCAUCCGCAAAGUUGAGGUCUUGGAAGAUGACAGGGUACAAAUAUUGCAAUCCAUAUCUUCUGCAGAAGCCCAGGGCCAUACAUUUAAAAAAACAAUGCUGUUUAUCUACAUUUGUGGCAACAUAGCAUUCCUUGUCACCUUCAUAACAGCAGUUGUGCAAGUAUGAUUCCACAAAAGCCUUGACUAUUCUAUAGUUUGUCAUUACAGUUCAAAAUAACUUCUUACUGGAUUUUAUAACUGUCAACGGAACUUAUCUUCCAUUCAAGAUGUGAGAACAACUCUUCACCACACAACCAUUGAAGAGCAAACUUUGUUGGUCUUGAUAAGAAUCUGUCUUGGGCUUCUUCCUGAGUUAACUACUUGCUUUAAUGUUGUAUAUUUAUAUUCUGUAGCUUUACCUGUUACCUGAAAACUAGGAGAGCAUCUUAUUUUGAGCCAAUGGACCAUUGUUAGUUCAUUUACUCAUCUGAAGAUAUUUCAUCAAGUUCCAGGACGUACCUGUCAGAUGUGGCUGAUAUUUCACACACAGUAGUUUUUCUUGUGGUAAAACCUGGUCUUUGGUGACCAUGUGGUCCACAGCAUAUCAAAAUUGGAAGAUGAUAAGAGUAUAAUGAUGAAAGAUCCACCUCUUUUGAACAUGAGCACAUAUAUACAAAACAUAAUUGCAUUGCAAUUGCAAUGAUUGUUCAGUCCCACCCCAAAGAUGCUGCUGCAUGUGCCUCAUGUUUCAUACAUGUUGUCUUCCCUCUCACACACACACAAUCACUAUUUUAGUAUUGUGAAGCUCAUCUCCAAGUACAUUUUUUUACAAGAAGCUCUUUCUGGAUUUUUUUUUUUUUGAAUUCAAGAUAUUUGUAUGAGAAUACGCUUUUGAAGUAUUUAUUACAGAUUUUUACAGAUUGAGAUGUGCAAUGACACUUGUUAUUCCAAGAGUGAUGACAAUUGUUUGAAUGUUGUGGUUUCUUGUCACUUCUAAACACUUGAAUAUAUUUGUAGACUACCUCUUUCUCUUGAAAGUAACUAGGCACUAUAUAGAUUGUCCUCUUUAGCAUGUAUUUAAUAAAUGAUGGCUAAUAUAUUGUUGCUAAAGUUAGGAUGAUCUCUAAUUGUAUUCAUCCAUUGGUGUCCCCCUUUGUUACAGACCCCCAUGUGUGUUCUACAGGGUUAAAAAAAACUUCUGGAGAAGUCAAAAAUAUGUAGGUGAUGCUGCUGGGUUUGGAAAAGCUGGGAAUUAGAUGGCGCUGCGUAUGGAAAUAGGCUAAAAAUGUUAAGUGUAAAAUUCCAGUCCACAUUGUUAAAUGGCAAUGUAAGUCAGACUUUAGGAUUCCGAUCCUAAAAGAAACAGCUCAGUCUCUUUGACGUCAGACUCUUUCCAUUACUUAUUAUGCUCCAUAAAUAUGAUGUCCAUGACCAGAAACGCUGUAGUUUUAUAGACGUUAUGUUGCAUACCAGUGGUUUAGUAUUUUUAAUUUUAUGAAAUUCUUGUCCCAAUUUUUGAAGGGAAUUUCUUUAUAACUUGUAAGCAAGUGUUUAACCAAAUACAUAGCUGCUAGUCGUAUUACUAUCCUUCACUGCAAAUGUAUUUGCCAUUAAAGAGUUUGUUCACCUGUUAAGUACGGAGUGUUGUGUCUUCACAAAUUUCCAUGACUUAGUAUUUAUGUAGCGUAAUUUUGCUAGGGAUUUUUCUCUAGGCAGCAACUGUAUCCAAUCACCUAUGAAUCAGUGACUGAAAACUUAAUAAAGAUAACAUUGAAAUAAUACUGAAUCUGUGAGAAUUGUGAUGUUUAGAAAUGGGAAGAAAAGCUUGCUAAUUCUGUGUCCCUUCUGUGUCCAUUCUAGUUAUUUUGAAAUACUGCUGGUUCCAACCUUGCUUUUAGAUCAGAAAAUAUUAGGAAGGUGGCCACAGCAUGGUCUCCGAAUGCGCUUCAAGGUGCUGGUUAUUACCUUUAAAGCCCUACAUGGCUUGGGACCUGGAUAUC
Thamnophis elegans (Western terrestrial garter snake) is the source of this 3667-nucleotide messenger RNA. RefSeq names its product ferric chelate reductase 1 (gene FRRS1). The transcript is spliced from 16 exons. Lineage: Eukaryota; Metazoa; Chordata; Lepidosauria; Squamata; Natricidae. Gene Ontology annotation, molecular function: oxidoreductase activity, acting on metal ions. The coding region runs from base 64 to 1854 and encodes 596 amino acids. The record is from RefSeq and is a predicted model, not a curated record.